UCUGCUACCUAAAACUGUUUCCAGACCAGGCUGUUUAAGCUAGGGAAGUACUGAAUGCCAUGAGAAGAGGAUUAGAUCAUUAUAGAGGCAGGUGACAUUAUAUAGACAUCAAAUCCUUUGAAAGUCAUUUGCUAGUUAAGAAGGACAACACAAGUAAAGGAAGAGAGAGACACUGGAAAAAACACAAUUUCUACUGCAAGAACUCAAGACAUAGUGGAGCAUUUUUCAGAGAAAUAUGAAGCUUUUCUCAACUUUUGUAGUUGUGUAUCUAUUCUUGGUUCAUGUUUGCUGGGGGGAGUACUCUCUACCAAAAUUUGUCUGCACCCCCAUGCCUUUAGAUAUGGACUGCCAAGCGAGUAUGCAACGUCAUAGUGCCAGUGGCAGUGGGCACUGGGUGGGGAUGCAGGAAGAAGCCAAAGAGACCAUCCUACAUUUGCGUGAGACAGUUGUACACCAGAAAGAAACUAUCUUAGACCAGAGAGAGACAAUCAGGGAACUGACUUUGAAACUGAGCCGCUGUGAGGGUUAUCCUCAUAGUAGCAGGGGACAUGAUGAAAGUUAUGUCCAUUUGCCUGAGCAUGGAGUGGACAGAGAAAAUGGCCAUGAAGAAACACAUGGGCAUGAGAGUACACAUGGGCAUGAGAGUACACAUGGGCAUGAAAGAGAACAUGGGCAAAAAAGGGAACAUGGGCAUGAAUGGGAAGAAGGUCAUGAAAGAGAGCAUGGUCAUGAGUGGGAGCAUGGUCACAAGAGAGAACAUGGACACGACUGGGAAGACCGUCAUGAAAGAGAUUUUGGACAUGAACGAGAACAUGGGCAUGAGCGAGAGCAUGGACAUGAUAGAGAUCACAUUCAUGGACAUGAGGACGGACACACAAGAGAUCAUGAUUACCAUCAUCCCGGCCACCGGGAAUAUCGAGAGCAACCAGCCCACGAUUCUUAUCGAAAGCCCAGUUCUCCACCAAACACAAUGGAAGAUCCUCCACAGGUGACACCACCUGGGAUUCAUCAAAUGGAACGAAUGCUAGAGUCAUUAAAAGAGAGACUAGAACACCUGCAGUUGAGCAGAAAUUCAUCACUUUUUUCAACAAGUUUGAGAGACAAUCUUCAGAAAAAGAUCAGCAUCUUAGAACAACAGCUAUACAACAAGCACAAUGAAACUGGUCACCAUGACCAGGACCAUGAUCGUACUCUUGAAGACUCAAUUAGACACAAAUUGGACAGUACAUUACCGGGGAAUGAGAAAGGACACAAAGGUGAUAAAAAAUCCAAGGACUUCAGGGUCAGUUUUCCUCUUAGAACAAACUACAUGUACGCCAAAGUGAAAAGGACCCUUCACCAUGAGAUUUUUGCCUUUACCAUCUGCUUGUGGCUUAAAUCUAAUUCGUCCCCAGGGGUGGGAACACCUUUUUCAUACUCUGUUCCUGGUCAAUCCAAUGAGGUGGUGCUUAUUGAAUGGGGAAAUAACCCCAUGGAAUUGCUAAUUAACGACAAGGCUGCCACUCUUCCAUUGGCUAUUAAUGAUGCUAAAUGGCAUCAUGUUGGCAUUACUUGGUCAACUAGAGAUGGUGUAUGGGAGUCUUACCUAGAUGGUGUAAGAAGAGGAAGUGGUGAAAACUUGGCAUCUUGGCAUCCAAUAAAACCUGGUGGAGUUUUUGUCUUAGGACAGGAACAGGACACCCUCGGAGGAAGAUUUGAUGCCACACAGGCCUUUGUUGGCGAAAUUUCUGACUUUAACAUGUGGAGUUACAUCCUGACCCCAGGUGAGGUCUUCAAGUUGGCCACCUGUGCCUCUCAUUCCACUGGUGAUGUCAUAGAAUGGGCAGAGUCUACCAUGGAGCUCCAUGGAGGUGUGACCAAACUCCCGUUUAACUCUUGCCAUUGACAUGAGGAGUCCCUUCACACGCAGCAUGCUCUGAUACAGAAUCCAGACAUGGAGUGGAUUUCUGGCACCCCAAUGACUAUUGCUUCAGUUGGAGUAGAAGUAUUCUCUCUGUCGCCAUGUUUCCUACCCAUGUUUAGUUUUAUACCCUUUGUAACUGCUUAUAUAACCUAACCACAUUUCUUGUUUGUAGCGUAUUCAUUUUACAACUUAAUUUCUAGUUUAUAGUGAACUGCUAGUGGACUUAUAUCAACUAUUAUUGUCUUUCUCAAAUGAAUGUGAAGGAAAAAAAACACAAAAGCCCAAUGUAAGAUGCUGUUGUAAAACAAAGUUAUGACUGAAGAUAAAAUCCCAUUUUCAUUUUAUUUCUUAUAUAUCUGGAAGAAUGCACAGGACAUGACAAAAUCAAUUUGUACGUUAAAAAAAAAAAAAGUUGGAAUAUUAAUUGUAGUGUUUGAUAAGUAAAAAGAACUGAAUUUAGAUUAUGUAUAAUUGAUUAGAUAUCACAUAUUCACAGAGAUCCACCAUGUUUUUGUUGUCUGCCAGCAUUGAAGUAUGGCCAACAACUAACAGAAUUUCUAAAUGAUAUAUAUAUAUAUAUAAAUAUUUGUGGCCGGGAACAUAAGCUGUGGCAUAGUGCAAAGUGGGUUGUGGUGUGCCGAAGCAGACAUAUGGGUAGGUCUGUAAAUAGAGAGGCCCACCAGGAUAGUGAUAUGAUAAAGAGGAGACUGGUGGGUUGGGUCAUCGUAGCUACUUUGCUUUGUUCAGGAUGUACAGAAGCUUAAGCUAAGCUCCUCAGCUGGUGAACUCAUAUUAUAUUCACUUGAGUGAUGCCAUAGCAACUGUUGUGGCCAAUAAGAAUUAGCAGCUCUUGAAUUCCAUUUUUUUCCCAGAUGGAAGACUAUCUUCCUUGGACAGCUCCUUUCAGAAUAGGAAACCUAAAGGGACACUGUAGGCACUAUAACCAUCUAAUUGAAACGCUUGGAGACCCUUGGCACGGUCUCUCCAGUCAGCGUUAAACCAUAUAAGAGCGUUUUAACAUUAAAUAAGGGUCCCUGGCCACCCACAGCCAGGCUCCUACGGGAGCUAUAGCCAAGGCAGAAAUUACACACUACCUUCUAACUUUACCAAUUCAUAUAAGAAAUGGGCAGUGAUAGGCUGAAAGUGGUCUGCUGAUGCUCCAAGCAAGUCACAUCAGUCCAUUGCUGCCCAGACUUCUCAAUUAACUAAGCAGCACAGAGGGGAUGGGCUGCUGUGGACUCUCGUUUAGUAGUAAAACAUUUGAAUCGGUUUAACGCUGAAUGGUAGGACAGCACCAGGGGUUCCAGCCAUUAUAACUACUUCAAUGCAAUGAAGCAGUUAUGAUUGCUACAGUGUCUCUUUAAUUUUACACACUGAAGCCAAACCACCUGAAGAAACAUCAAAUAACAGAAGUUAUCUUGGCUAAGAACCCAAUUAGUCAUGUGGGGAAAAAUGAAAUGAGUACAGAAAGAAAAGAAAAAAAGUUAAUAUUUGUUGUUCAUAUCUUCUUUGCGGUGUUUUGUUGUUUUUUUUUUUUUCCUUCUUUAUUUUUUUGGUCGACUAUAUAUUAAUAAGUGUGUAUAGAGUCAUAGUUGUUCAAGUCGAUGUGUAUUACAGUGUGCAAACUUUUAGUUACAGUGUUCUUAACCUGGGGAGUAAAAAGAGCAUUUUUAAUAUGUUUUACAUUACUCAAGGGUCAGUUAUACAAAGACUGGAAACCUAAUACCAUCAUCUGCUGCAACGUGGAGGCAAAAUCCAUGUGUUAAUAUAAAUAUAUAUUUGUGUGCUUAACAAGUAUACCAUUGCAUGAAUGUCUGUGCGCAUUUUGUUCAACAUGUCAUUUAGUUACCUGUAUGCUGUUUAUAACAUAAAUGUACCGAUAACUCAUUGUUUUCCCCUUAUUAAUUUUGCUUUUUAUAUCCCUAAUGUGUGAUUUUUUUGAGGAAAUAAAAUAAGGAAUAUUUAUUUUAUUUUAGGCUGACAAAAAUUCACUGUUAAAUAUUUUUAUGGGGUGAUAGGGUAGUGAAAAAAAAAAUUAAAAAAAAUUCAGACCAGCAAUAGGUGGCUAUGAUAGGCUGAGAGUGCUAAGAUGCCCCUCUUAGCCAAUCACCACCACCUAUCGCUGCUCUGGCUUAUGCUUCCCCGUGAGCCUGAUCACCAGAGGGGACAGACUGACAGACACUUGUUUACCAUUAAAAUAUUCAAAAAUGUUUGAAGGCUGAAUGGAAGAACAGCUCCAUGCAAUUCCAGACACUAAAACCACUUCAAUUAAAUGAAGUUAAAGGUGCCUGGAGCCUCCCUUUAUCAACUAAAAUAAAAUGUGUAAGUCUU
Molecule: messenger RNA, 4234 nt
Organism: Pelobates fuscus (common spadefoot toad)
Lineage: Eukaryota; Metazoa; Chordata; Amphibia; Anura; Pelobatidae
Product: neuronal pentraxin-1-like
Exons: 5
Coding region: 236-1885 (549 amino acids)
Source: RefSeq, a predicted model, not a curated record